This is a messenger RNA of Lingula anatina, 568 nucleotides long. RefSeq lists its product as uncharacterized. The record is from RefSeq and is a predicted model, not a curated record. Lineage: Eukaryota; Metazoa; Brachiopoda; Lingulata; Lingulida; Lingulidae.
UAUUUGGCAGUGGUUGUUGGGAUCAAAUGACGUACUAUUUCUCAUGUGACCUGAUCCGCAUGUUUUUUUCAGGGGAUGUUUUUAUGCUAUCAAAUAAUUAGGGAACAUGUCCGAAACUGACGACAGGGUGCUGCUGGUUCCCCCACCCCCCUACCCCGGACGCAAGAAGAAGAGAUCACCACCUAAGUGUCUCAACAUUUGCCACAUCGUCUUUGGAGUGCUGUGCCUUCUGCUUGGGGUAGCAUUCAUCAUCCAGCUACCCGAGUACUUCAAAGCGGACGGCUAUGUGACAAGUACGAACUGUGACAGCUCCACAUCAACGUGGAACCAGAGGACUGGGGCCGGGAUCUGGAGCGGGUUUGUGUUCAUAAUUUCUGGCAUACUUGGACUAGUUGCUGGGACUAAUCCAUCUUGUUUGGUGGUUGUACACGUCUUGUCGUUUGGAACUGUUUUUGUCACAGCAUUGGUACUGAUGUCGUUCUCAAUGCUCGAUUUGACGGCCGUCAGCUGUAAUGUUUAUACCAAUCCUACUGUACAAGUACGUGUAGUACAUGUACAAUUUCCGUAA